AAGCGCGGAAAUCGACUCUGCCGUUCGAGCAUGCUUUUGCAGCACAGUCGAUAGCGCGCCGGACCUCGGGGUAGGAGGUCGAGGGUUCGAGACCUGCUCCCUGCUGUUACAUUACAGUAUAUAGCCGAGUCUCAAUUCAAGGGCUGUAGAUGCUGGAUGUGUAGCCUCACCUCAAACCGCCGUGCAAUUGUAAUGUCUCCAAAAUUGCCAGAGGGCGCAGUUCCUGAUCGGGACACAAAACCCUUUACGGCUUUGUUGGAUUGGUAAACAUGUUUUAACGCGAAAUUAUAGAGAAUGCAUUGUCGGAUGGGAGGCUAUUUGAGGAGCGCUCGGGGCAUCUAUCUAAUUUCUCACUGAGUUGAAGCAUAGGUUGGGCUCCAUUAUAAAGCCAACCUCUCCACUAAAACACGGCCCAAUUUGGAGUGUGGUUUUAUCAUGCAGGAAGGAUGGAUGGUAAAAAUCAUUUUUUUCUGACAUCUUUGGUACGCUGAGAUUAUUAUUUGUUUUGUGUCUGCAAGAUGGAGCCGCAAAUGAUUUCCUACUUCGUUUUCUUGGUUUUUGCGUUUUCAGAAAACGUCGGAUGUAUUAGAGGAAGGGUUGGACCUAAAGUGACCGAAAAGGUGUUCUUUGACAUCACUGUGGCAGGUCAUGAAGUUGGCCGGAUCGUGAUUGGCCUGUUUGGAGAUGUUGUUCCCCUGACUGUGAAUAACUUUGUGGCUCUUGCCACAGGGGAGAAAGGAUAUGGCUACAAAGGAAGUACGUUUCACCGGGUGAUCAAGGACUUCAUGAUCCAAGGAGGUGACUUCACAGCUGGAGAUGGAAAUGGAGGUAGAAGCAUUUACGGGAACCAAUUUGCUGAUGAGAACUUCAAGCUGAAGCACAUGGGAGCAGGUUGGGUCAGCAUGGCCAACGCGGGCCCAGACACCAAUGGCUCUCAGUUCUUCAUCACUGCAUCCAGGGCUCCUUGGCUGGACGGGAAGCACGUGGUGUUUGGGAAGAUCCUGGAGGGCAUGUCUGUGGUUCACACCAUCGAGCUCCAAGACACAAAUGACCGGAACCUGCCCUACACAGAGUGUGUCAUUGUCAACAGUGGGAAGAUAGAAGUCAAAGAGCCAUUUAUUGUGGAUGUGGAGGGUUGGUAGGGUUAUCACUAUGCGUGUUACUGUAUUCAGAGAAAUAUUAUGCAGUUGUUUAAGGCUCUCUGAUGUGUAUACUAACUUUUAACAAAAUGAAUACAGUCAUUAUGAGAAGAUGUCAUUUACAAUUUAUAUCUUAAAACCGUUGUAAUUUAGUUUGUUAACCUACACUCAUUAACUGCCAAAAUUAUCAGUAUGUCAUUUGCACUAUCCACUCAGCACUUUGUCAUGCUAAGCUGAAAUAACUUUUAGUUUUUUACAAUGUUGAAAGACUACACAAAGUAUACAAUACUUUACUUAUUUUCACAUAUCAAAUGUAAUCACAGCAGCUGUAUGUUGAGAAAUGUGUUUGAAUAUGUUAACGAGGUUCCCUUUGUGAGUAUGUUUUAUUAUUUAUGAGAAAUUAAAUUGUGGGGAUUAAUCUGGACAAUGUAGUAGCAAGCUGCAAAGUUAAUAAUAUUUAAAAAACUAUUGCACAAUUGCAUAGAAAAUUGCUAGUGAUUACAUCAGGGCAAUUCCACUGUAACCGAAUUACACUUUGACUCGGAUGUUUCACUUUAAAAUGUAUGCCAAACAAAAACAUAGAUUUCCAAGUUUAACAAACCAUAUAACUCCAUGCACAAUGAGUACUUUGAACAAUUUACACUUACAUUUACUUAAAGAACUGUGCAGAUGCAAAGUUUGGUAAUAGAAUUACGGUAAAAUCUCCAUCAGUUUCUUAUGCAACCACGUUUUCCAAUAAUUAAGAUUAAAAUAUUUAUGCAGAAAGAAUGGGGUGUCAGUUAUGACAUGACACCUUCAGUUUGAAAUAUUUUAUGUUGGUUAUUGAACUACAGUAGGUGAAGUGGAUUUACAUCUGGUAACGGAAUUAUGGUAAUGGUAUUGCAUCAUGGAUCCCUGAUCUGUACUAAACAGAAAUGCAUAACGAAGGAUAUGAAUAUCAUUCUCAUCAUGGUGAUGUAUCCUGAAUAGGUACACAUAGGUAGAAACAUGCAAUAUCCUUGUUUUGCAUAUUAGAGUUUUUUUCUACACACUGGCUAUUAUUGUAAUGAGCAUUUGGUUGGUAUGCACCAGAGUACAGUACAGUAUAGCACAGUAGAGUAGAUAUGUUCAGCACUCUUCAACAUUGUGUUUUGAUGUACUUUUUCUGGUAGAUGUUGUCCAAGACCAAUUUUCCAUCUGUUUGACCAGAAAUCAAAGUCCAACAUUUUUGGAUGGAUUUUUUGGGGGAUAUAUAUAUGUGUAUGUAACCGAUGUGAAAUGGCUGUCUAGUUAGCGGUGGUGCGCGUUUCAAUCGGUGACGUCACUCGCUCGGAGACGUGAAGUAGUCGUUCCCCUUGCUCUGCAAGGGCCGCUGCUUUUGUGGCGCGAUGGGUAACGAUGCUUCGUGGGUGUCAGUUGUCUAUGUGUGCAGAGAGUCCCUGGUUCGAGCCCGGGUCGGGGCGAGGAACGGACGAAAUCAUGUUAUGCCAUGAUUUCUCAAGAAUAUAGACUCUUAGCUUUGAUUUGACACCCAAUUUGACAUGCUCCUAUGAAGUUCACAUGUUGGUGCUCAUGGAUCCUUUUAGAUGGAAAUGCCCUUUGUCAUAUGGGAAUAACAUUCUUUUAAAAUUUUCAUCCAUAGAUUAUAUGUUUUAAAAAACCUAGCAAUUCAUCAAUCUUCAUAAACAGUAGCUCGCCUUUCAGAGAUAUCCACAAGCAUAUCAUAUACAGUUGAACUUGGAAGUUUACAUACACUUAGGUUGGAGUCAUUAAAACUCGUUUUUCAACCACUCACUUACAGCUUGUCAAUGAAAGAUGACAUUAAAAAUAAAAGUUAUUUUGUGUGUG
Molecule: messenger RNA, 2966 nt
Organism: Salvelinus fontinalis (brook trout)
Lineage: Eukaryota; Metazoa; Chordata; Actinopteri; Salmoniformes; Salmonidae
Product: peptidyl-prolyl cis-trans isomerase C-like
Exons: 5
Coding region: 519-1142 (207 amino acids)
Biological process (GO): protein folding; protein peptidyl-prolyl isomerization
Cellular component (GO): intracellular membrane-bounded organelle
Molecular function (GO): peptidyl-prolyl cis-trans isomerase activity
Source: RefSeq, a predicted model, not a curated record